Messenger RNA from Triticum turgidum subsp. durum (durum wheat), 693 nucleotides. NCBI's taxonomy places the organism in Eukaryota, Viridiplantae, Streptophyta, Magnoliopsida, Poales, Poaceae. The record is from the annotation of a GenBank genome assembly.
AUGGCCGUGCCGGCGCCGGCCAAGGCGGCGCGCGCGCUCGCAGCCACGGCGGCGGCGCUCGUGCUGCUGUGGUGCGUCCACUUCCGCGGCGGCCUCGCCCUCAGCUCCCCCACCAACAAGGGGCUCAUCUUUAACGUUCAUCCUGUCCUUAUGCUGAUCGGAUUCAUCAUCAUUGGGAGUGAAGCCAUAAUGAGCUACAAAACAUUGCCAUGGAGCCAUGACACAAAUAAGACGGUCCAUUUGAUUCUUCAUGCCGUUGCGCUUUUUCUGGGAUCGUUCGGGGUAUAUGCUGCCUUCAAGUUUCACAAUGAAAGUGGAAUCGCUAAUCUAUACAGCUUACACUCCUGGGUUGGACUUGGCACUAUCAUUUUGUAUGGUUUACAGUGGGUAUCUGGCUUUCUCACCUUCUUCUUUCCCGGCGCUUCGCCGACACUCCGACGUGCCGUGCUCCCAUGGCAUGUUCGUGCUGGGCUCGUGGUCUACGUGCUGGCGCUGCUCGCGGCCGAGCUGGGGUUCCUGGAGAAGCUCACUUUCCUUCAGGCCACGGGUCUGGGCAAAUACAGCUCAGAAGCCCUGCUGGUAAACUUCACUGCCCUUGUUGUCUUACUACUGGGCGCAUCUGUCGUGCUGUAUGUCACUGCUCCUGCGCAGAGUGAGCACAGGCUUGGGUAUUCAUCGGUGCGCAAGUCCUGA